AUGAUAGGACUCCCUGGACUCCCAGUAUUCCCUGGACUCCCAGGACUCCCUGGACCCCCAGGACUCCCUGGACUCCCUGGACUCCCUGGACCCCCUGGACUCCCUGGACUCCCUGGACUCCCUGGACUCCCUGGACCCCCUGGACUCCCUGGACCCCCAGGACUCCCUGGACCCCCUGGACUCCCUGGACCCCCUGGACUCCCUGGACUCCCUGGACUCCCAGGACUCCCUGGACCCCCUGGACUCCCUGGACUCCCUGGACUCCCUGGACUCCCAGGACUCCCUGGACCCCCUGGACUCCCUGGACCCCCUGGACUCCCAGGACUCCCUGGACUCCCUGGACUCCCUGGACCCCCAGUAUUCCCUGGACCCCCUGGACUCCCUGGACCCCCAGGACUCCCUGGACCCCCAGGACUCCCUGGACCCCCUGGACUCCCUGGACCCCCUGGACUCCCUGGACUCCCUGGACUCCCUGUAUUCCCUGGACUCCCUGGACCCCCUGGACUCCCUGGACUCCCUGGACUCCCUGGACUCCCUGGACCCCCUGGACUCCCAGGACUCCCUGGACUCCCUGGACUCCCUGGACUCCCUGGACUCCCAGGACUCCCUGGACUCCCUGGACCCCCUGGACUCCCUGGACCCCCUGGACUCCCUGGACUCCCUGGACUCCCUGGACUCCCUGGACCCCCUGGACUCCCUGGACCCCCUGGACUCCCUGGACUCCCUGGACUCCCUGUAUUCCCUGGACUCCCUGGACUCCCUGGACUCCCUGGACUCCCUGGACUCCCUGGACCCCCUGGACUCCCUGGACUCCCUGGAUAA
Molecule: messenger RNA, 822 nt
Organism: Salvelinus namaycush (lake trout)
Lineage: Eukaryota; Metazoa; Chordata; Actinopteri; Salmoniformes; Salmonidae
Product: collagen alpha-1(VIII) chain-like
Exons: 2
Coding region: 1-822 (273 amino acids)
Source: RefSeq, a predicted model, not a curated record